Molecule: messenger RNA, 2787 nt
Organism: Cyprinus carpio (common carp)
Lineage: Eukaryota; Metazoa; Chordata; Actinopteri; Cypriniformes; Cyprinidae
Product: intestinal mucin-like protein
Exons: 17
Coding region: 310-2787 (825 amino acids)
Cellular component (GO): extracellular matrix
Molecular function (GO): protein binding
Source: RefSeq, a predicted model, not a curated record
UUGACUGAGAUGAAAUAGAAUUAUUCCUAUCUGAUCUUACCCUUAAAUUUAGUUUUGAUAAAUAUAUUUAGGUAGUUACCACAUGAAGCACAUUUUUUAGGUUAUCAUUUUUUUUCAGUGUAAGAAAUACAAAAUGCGAUGUUUUUGCAAGAAUAAAUUUUUUUAUGAAUGUUCUUCAUGCCUGUUUUAAAAUGGCCAAGGAAGCAACAAAUGAAUACCAUUUAAUUUGCCUUUCAUCAGAUUCUCUAACUGUAGUAUUUUAUUUCAUAUUUCCAGACUAACGAGACCUUCAGCAUAUCUAACUGCACUAUGGCAAAGUGCAUAAAGGGAGAUGUCAUUGAGAUUGUCCCAUUGCAAUGUCCUCAGCUCCAGAAUAUCACCUGUGAAAAUCAUCAGCGUUCAGUUCUGAUCUAUGAUAAACGCCAAUGCUGCCAGCAAUAUGCCUGUGAUUGCUUUUGUCAAGGCUGGGGUAGCUCACAUUACAUCACAUUUGAUGGACUCUUCUACAGUUAUAAAGGAAACUGCACUUAUAUAUUAAUGGAGGAAAUUAGGCCUCAAUACCAUUUGAAGAUCUACAUUGACAAUAUCUACUGUGACAUUGGUGAGCACGCAUCUUGUCCCAGAUCCAUUACUGUGUCUUACAAUGAUCAAGUCAUCACACUUAGGAAUCACAUUGGAGGUGCGGAUCUAGAGGUGAGACCUACAGUAAGAUUGCGAAAAGACUUUCACUAUGUGUUUAGUCUGCACUGUAUUGUAAAUGUGUUGGUUUUCUUUGUGGUUGCCUGUUUUUCUAUAGCCCUGAAGGACAAUGUUAAGCUAAUGCUGCCAUAUGCUCACAAUGGUGUGAGAGUAAUAAGCUCAGGAUUAGACUUGUUUCUGAGUAUUCCAGAGCUGAAUGUUGAUAUAACAUUCAGAGCCCUUGGCUUUAGCAUCAAUCUGCCAGUGCAACAUUUUGGAAACAACACACAAGGCCACUGUGGAACGUGCAACAAUAACCAGGCUGAUGACUGCAUGAUCCCUGGAGGCAUCUUAGUCAAUGAUUGUGAAGUGAUGGCUGAUUACUGGCCAGCCAGUGGUGUGAAUGGCAAAAAUUGCCAACCAACUCCAAAACCCCCAGUCUUGAAUAUAUCCCCACCCCCACCAAAGACACCAUGCCCGGCCCAAUCUGAAUGCAACCUUCUCGAGAGCAAGCUGUUCGAAGCGUGCCAUUCCCACGUGCCCCCUAAAAACUUCUUUUUAGCUUGUCAGUCGGAUAGUUGUAAUAUGAACAACCCCACCAUGGUGUGUGCCAGUCUUCAGAGCUAUGCAAGUGCUUGCUUGCAGGUCGGAGUCUGCAUACACUGGAGGAACUACACUAAGCAUUGUAACAUUAAAUGUCCAGCAGAUAAAAUGUUUUUGCAUUGUGCUCCAUCUGAACCACCAACAUGUAGAGAUUGGCCUAUGCAGAGCAUAACAGUGCCCACAGAAGGCUGCUUCUGUCCUAAGAACACAAUACUCCUCAACAAGGAGUCAGGAUUAUGUGUGCCAAAAUGUGGAUGCUUGGACCCGUCUGGGACACCACGUGAGUAUGGUGAGCGUUUUAGGUACAACUGUGAGGACUGUGUCUGUGAUAGGGCAAGCCAAUCAGUGUUCUGUAAGCCCAAGGAGUGUCCUUAUGUAAAACCUGAGAUCUGCACUAAGCCCGGCUUUGUGCUGGUCAAUGUCACCGAUCCCUCAAAGCCAUGCUGCAGCAAACAAGUUUGCCAUUGUUCCAUUGACAUGUGCCCAAGUGGAUCAUGUACACAAGGGUCCUGUUUUUAUGAUGCACCAGACAACACCAGACACGUUCUCAAGAGUGGAGAGGAGUACAAGUACAAAUGUGAAACUGUUACCUGCCGUCAAAUGAAUGGCUCGUUUGUGAUUGAGAAGAGCAACACAGAAUGUCCUUACUUGAGUUUAAAGGACUGUGGGCCUGGGUUUAAAUAUGAGAAAAAAGUUGGAGAGUGCUGUGGAACAUGUACACAAGUUGCCUGUAUUUAUGAUGCACCAGACAAAACCCGACAUGUUCUCAAGGAUGGAGCAGUUGACAAUUACCAAUGUGAAACUGUUACCUGUCAUAAAUUUAAUGGCUCGUUUGUAACUGAGAAGACCAAAACAGAAUGUCCUUACUUGAGUUCAUUUGAUUGUGGGCCUGUAAGUAGAAUCUCUAGCUUCAACUCUGCAUCGAACACUUCUUCUGGCUGGUUUGAAUAUGUGAAAAAAGAGGGAGAGUGCUGUGGAUCAUGUAGACAAGUGGCCUGUAUUUAUGAUGCACCAGACAAAACCAGACAUGUUCUCAAGGAUGGAAAGGAGUACAGUUUCAAAUGCAUGAAUGCUACCUGUCUGAAAAGGAAUGGCAUGUUUAUGACAAUGGAGAGCUAUAAGCAAUGCCCGCCCUUUAAUCCAGAUGACUGUGUGCCUGGCACAGUGCAAUUUGACAAAGAUGGAUGCUGCCAGAUCUGUGAAACCAGCAACUGUGUUCGUGUGAAGAACGUCACCCGUCUGCAUGUCAAAGACUGCAUUUCCAUUAAGGACGUAGAAGUUGCAUCCUGCACUGGCCACUGUGAUGACGGAUCAAGGUAUUCGAUGGAAAAGAACAUCAUGAUGCACAACUGUUCUUGCUGCCAGGAGGAGAAAUUCAGCCAUCAACAGGUGACGCUGAAGUGUGCCAAUAGCAGCGAGAUCCUUCAUGACUACAUUUAUGUUGAGAGCUGCAGAUGCACUCCUACCAAGUGUGAAGAAAACACUAUAAAAAAGAACCCUGUGUAG